Messenger RNA from Podarcis raffonei (Aeolian wall lizard), 660 nucleotides. Its product is annotated as phospholipase A2 inhibitor and Ly6/PLAUR domain-containing protein-like. The coding region runs from base 1 to 660 and encodes 219 amino acids. The transcript is spliced from 5 exons. Lineage: Eukaryota; Metazoa; Chordata; Lepidosauria; Squamata; Lacertidae. The record is from RefSeq and is a predicted model, not a curated record.
AUGGACUUUUCAGCCUCCUUACAACACGUUGCUCGCUUGGAGCUGUCCAUUGUCCUGCACAAGCCUCUACCUGCAUCAAUUCCCUUGUUGAUCCAUCCCUGCUCUGAGUCUCCUAAUCUUUCUAGAAAGAUGAAGGCACUCCUGAGCGCAUGCCUCCUCUUGGCCCCACUUUUUGCAGAAAAACCGGAAGUGCAAAUUGAGAAUACUUGUUUGUCAUCCAGAUAUUGUUUCUCAGGCGAUUACAGCUUUACUGCAGUGGAUGGUAAAUUCUUUGAGAUGAAGACACAAUGCUGCAACACUGACUAUUGUAACAAUGAAACUCUCAGCCUUCCUGAUCGCAACAUGCUGGCUGAAAAUGGUCUGCGAUGCCCAGCCUGCUUCUCCAAAGGAGAAAAUGAGAAAAUGAGAAAGUGUAAAAGUGAGAAGACCGUCAACUGCCUUGAGAAUGAGACCCAAUGUGUUGAUUUUAAAGGAGCUUUUGCUAGAGAUACCUUCUUUGUCACCUUUUUCACAUUCAAAGGUUGUGCAACAACAAAAUUUUGUGCCGUCCGGAAAAAUGGAGAAGUCAUUAUUGGAGCUGGGAGAUUUCUUCUUUCACUUUACGAAGAAAGCUGUUAUAAUGCUUCACGAAUCUCACACCAGCCUGAACAGGAAGGGUAA